AUGCGGUUUCACAUGAAGAGGAUAUGUAUUAUUUUGGUGUUGAUACUUGUAUUUAUGAUUACGUUUUUUUACGUAUUAAAUCCGCACAAAGAAAUUCAGAGAGAUGCACGAAUUUCCGUGCCGGAAAAAGAGAUCACAGAAGAUAUAUAUAAUAACGAUAGUGCUGACAGGAUGAGACAAGAGGAGGAAAAUAAUAACAAUACUAAUCACACGGAUAACAGAGAGUUAAAGCCUGUCGGUCAGCCUGUUUUUGUAAACAUAAAUAGAACCAAAACUGGUAAAGGUGCUCAAUUAGGACAAUUGCCAUCAAGCGGAACAUGCAACAGAACAAUAUUUCCGGCAUAUUUGAAAACGGAAGAAAUUUGGCAGCCAGUGGACAGUAACAAAACAAUGUAUGUGUUUUCAGCCUACUAUGUCAAAGCAAGAAAAGGCGUCUUUGUUAUUGGUGUCAAACCCAGAAGACCUGUCAAAGUUAUUUGCAAACUCUGGAUGUGGAAUAAAAACAAAGGUUUUAUGGAGCUUCACGAAGCAGUCGGUGAAGUUCGAGCACCACACGAAGGCUUCGGACAAAAAUACACGUCAACUAUAUUUAUGUGUCCCAUUAGUCAAUCCGAAAUGCCGAAGUAUAUCUCUUUGGUAACAAACUUUUGUGAAUAUCCAUUGAAUAUGCUUCAUGUGAAUAACGCCUCGGGAACCGGAAGCUACAAACGCCGCUUUACAGUGUGUCUGUCUCCACUCAACUUCAAAUAUGGCCGUGCUUACGAACUAGUAGAAUGGAUUGAAUUCAAUAAAAUCCUGGGAGCUGACAAGUUUGUCGUGUAUAAUUAUUCAAGCGCUAGCAAUGUAAAGGAAGUAUUUGAACAUUAUUCAAAAAGUAAUUUGACAGAAGUGAUACAAUGGCGAUUGCCAAUGGGCGUCAAUACAUUUCCUAAAACAAAUAAUCCGGUGGAAAUAAAUUAUUUUGGUCAGACAGCUGCACUCAAUGAUUGUUUGUUCAGAAACAAACAGUUUUCUGAAUUUGUUGUUAAUAUUGACCUAGAUGAGUUUAUCGUACCACAUUCUGAGAAAGCAGGAAAUUGGUAUGAGAUUAUAAAAGAAAUGGAAAACGCAUCAGUUUAUAUGUUUAAGAAUACAUUCUUUAGAAAAGACUGGGCUAAAAUAAGAAUACCUUUUCGUGGUAAGAAAUUAGCAGAACAACUCCGAUUAGUAACUUUACAGGUUUUUCAACAUGAAGCAAAGAUCUUUCCUGCAAGAGAAAGAUCUAAGUAUAUCGCUCGAACAGCUGACGUAGACCUUAUGUUGAUCCACGAAGUCCCGCAUUCUCAUGAAGUAUUAGUUCCAAUAGAAAAAGGUAUAUUGCACCACUACAGAGACUGGAAUAAUCCAAAUGACGAUAACGAGAAGGUUACUGAUAUAACGAUAUUGAACAAGUUUGAAACAUCUCUAACGGAAAACGUUGGAAAGGUGUGGAAAGAACUUGCACAUGUUAAGAUGGAUAUGCCAAUAAUUUGACUGUAUUUAGAGAGUAUUUAUAAUUAUAACAAUUGUAGACUUAUAGAUAAUUGGCGAUUUUACAUUCAAGUCUGUGUUCUUUUUAAAAUGAUUUAAGCAUCACUUUAAUAUCAUUGUACAGAAAACAAUAUGCUUAAAACUUUCAUCAUCAACCUUUUUUUACAGUCAG
Molecule: messenger RNA, 1681 nt
Organism: Mercenaria mercenaria
Lineage: Eukaryota; Metazoa; Mollusca; Bivalvia; Venerida; Veneridae
Exons: 2
Coding region: 1-1512 (503 amino acids)
Source: RefSeq, a predicted model, not a curated record